CAGCCCCCAAUAAGGGGUAAAACUGUCCUUCCACCACCUCUGCAUCUGCCCAGAGAGCAGCUCAUAGUCCUUAAUCUCCCAUUGCCACUUUCAAAGCUUCCCUUACACCAUAGUUUUCAUCGGAGCACACAAACACACACGCAGGCUUCAAAGAAAAAGGCUUUAGCAAGAAAAAGGCUUAUACUUCCUUACAGGAUAUUUAAGGAAGCAUUACUAUUAAAACGACAUGGCUGCAAGUGCAACUCCCGGCACUCAAAUUCUAUCUCCAAAGUCUCUUGUUCCCGCGUCUCAUGCAAAUUGCAGAUCGAGCAUAUCUUAUUUCGGCAAUGAAACCAAAGGCACGUCUCGAACAAAGCUUAGAAGCUCUUUUUCUCUACCGGAAACACAGUUGUUCUCCAAAACUUACAAAAUAAAUCUGUCGAAACGUGAAAGGCUGUGUGUAAACGCAAUGUCGGGAGCUAGUGAUAAACAGCCUUUGCCAGGAUUGCCUGUUGAUCUGAGAGGAAAAAGGGCGUUCAUUGCCGGUAUAGCUGAUGAUAAUGGGUAUGGGUGGGCCAUUGCAAAAUCUCUAGCAGCUGCCGGAGCUGAAAUUCUAGUUGGGACUUGGGUUCCUGCACUAAAUAUCUUCGAAACCAGCUUACGGCGUGGGAAGUUUGAUGAGUCACGGGUGCUGCCAGAUGGUUCUCUAAUGGAAAUUGCAAAAGUCUACCCACUUGACGCUGUUUAUGACUCUCCCGAAGAUGUUCCUGAAGAUAUCAAAACAAAUAAACGGUAUGCAGGAUCUUCAAAAUGGACUGUGAAGGAAGUUGCUGAAUCGGUGAAACAGGAUUUUGGCACAAUUGACAUUCUCAUUCACUCGCUUGCCAAUGGUCCAGAGGUUGGUAAGCCUCUGCUGGAGACAUCCAGAAAUGGUUACCUUGCAGCAAUCUCCGCAUCAAGCUAUUCGUUUAUUUCUCUCCUCAAACAUUUUCUUCCCAUCAUGAAUCCUGGCGGUGCCACAAUAUCUCUAACAUACAUUGCCUCCGAGAAAAUAAUACCAGGAUAUGGUGGUGGGAUGAGUUCAGCAAAAUCUGCUUUAGAGAGUGACACAAGGGUGCUUGCUUUUGAAGCUGGAAGAAAACACAACAUUAGAGUCAACACCAUAUCUGCAGGCCCAUUAAGAAGCCGUGCUGCAAAAGCUAUCGGAUUUAUCGACGUGAUGAUCGAUUACUCGUUGGAGAAUGCACCUUUGCAGAAGGAGCUAACUGCCGAUGAGGUUGGAAAUGCUGCUGCUUUUCUGGUGUCUCCACUGGCUUCGGCUAUUACUGGUGCCGUUGUUUAUGUUGACAAUGGGCUUAAUGCAAUGGGAGUUGGAGUUGACAGCCCGGUUUUUCGGGAUCUUGAUAUACCAAAAGCCAGGAAAGAUUAAGAGUUGAACAAUAGUGUUGAAUGGGGAAGAACUUAAAACAAAUUUUUUUUUUUUCAUUGAAUAAAUUUGUGUUAUUGGGAAUUAGGUGGCAUGUGGCAUUUGAAUUUUUUAAGUAAUAAAUUAUGACAUGUUUGUUUAUGAAAAAUUUUCAAAAAAAUUUCAACAUUUUAAUUCAACCAUUUUUUUUAAUC
Striga asiatica is the source of this 1599-nucleotide messenger RNA. The record is from the annotation of a GenBank genome assembly. Lineage: Eukaryota; Viridiplantae; Streptophyta; Magnoliopsida; Lamiales; Orobanchaceae.